Sphenostylis stenocarpa is the source of this 264-nucleotide messenger RNA. The record is from the annotation of a GenBank genome assembly. Lineage: Eukaryota; Viridiplantae; Streptophyta; Magnoliopsida; Fabales; Fabaceae.
AUGCCAAUAGCUGCUAACCCUGAAUCUUUAAUACACAAGAAGAAGCCAAGCCUGAAAAAAGUUAAAAGGCUUUACAAUUUUGUGUUCAUUGCAUUGCAGUUCAGCAAUGGCAAUGAGUCUACCUUUUGCAUUCUUAUCUUCUACUUCACGACUGCACCAUUUAUGUUGAAUGAUAAAAAGUACUCAUAUACUUAUUGUGAUGGGCAACAGAUCCAGAAGGAUAGUGGGUCUGAAAUGUGGUUAGGAGAUUUCUCAGUGGGUUGA